This is a messenger RNA of Athalia rosae (coleseed sawfly), 945 nucleotides long. Its product is annotated as COMM domain-containing protein 9-like. The record is from RefSeq and is a predicted model, not a curated record. Lineage: Eukaryota; Metazoa; Arthropoda; Insecta; Hymenoptera; Athaliidae. The coding region runs from base 310 to 582 and encodes 90 amino acids. The transcript is spliced from 2 exons.
UCGUUCAAUAACAGUUAUUACAUAUGCAUACCUAGUUUAUAAAUUUUGUGCGAUCAUAAAUCGGAAAACGAUUGGAUAAAUUUCAAAAUUAAUCAAGAGUUGAAUAAUCGAAGAGCAUGGCGCGAAGUUGGAAUCAGUUGUCAGAUGUUUUUUUCUACAGAUUCUACAGACAGCUGUUUUACCCGAGCUGUCAAACAGGCCUCAAACCACGGACCAGACACGAAAGGACCCUCUUCUUUCUAAGAAACAUAAGAAACGCAUUUGAUUCCCUUUGAAUCAUAUGUUUAGUGAUUUCAUUAAUCCGGAAUAAUGAGCUGUCUAACUCCUUUCAAAUUAAUCGAAUCUUCUUGCGUGAUUGAUGAGAAUUUACACUCAAACUCGAUAAAUGAAAAGUCAGCUACUUGUCUACUGAAAUUGACUGUCGAAGAUCGAAAAAAUUUUACCGUCGAAUCUGAUAAUGGAGAAGAUACAACGACAACGAAAAGAGACUACGUCCUUCAUCUCUCACCUGAUACUCUGGAUACUCUUUUAGACGGCCUUACAAGAAUUAGAGAACAAUUGUCGAACAUUGCUAAAAAAUAAAAUUGUUUUUCCUUCAUUCUGCCUUAAAAAGAAAUUACAGAAAAGCAUAUUUAUAAUAGUUUUUCGCAUCAUACGAUCGAAGACUAUGAUACAUUUACAUUAGAAAUUCACAACUUACCUUUUCUUUUUUAUCAAAUUUUUUUUUCCAUUUUUCGAGAAGAAGUAGAAGUAGAGUAGGAGACGUUGGAGUAGUUGAUCGUUUAUUGUUAAAUUUUUUUAAUUCAAUAUCUAUCUAUCUAGUAUUUUCCCCUCUCUUUUUCAAAUACUACUAGUAUUAUCAUUAGUAGUGUUAUUAUUGUUGUUGCGUGCGAUUAUGUAUCACUAGAUUUUGAAUAAUAAUAAAAAAAGAAUUUCUCUAGCACA